This is a messenger RNA of Alternaria burnsii, 957 nucleotides long. RefSeq lists its product as uncharacterized. Gene Ontology annotation, molecular function: (3R)-hydroxyacyl-[acyl-carrier-protein] dehydratase activity. NCBI's taxonomy places the organism in Eukaryota, Fungi, Ascomycota, Dothideomycetes, Pleosporales, Pleosporaceae. The transcript has a single exon. The record is from RefSeq and is a predicted model, not a curated record. Gene Ontology annotation, cellular component: mitochondrion. The coding region runs from base 1 to 957 and encodes 318 amino acids.
AUGAGCCGUGUAGCCCGUCGCCUGUUUACCACAACCUCCUCUCGUCGCCAAGCUUCCGCAGCAGAAGCAUGUAACGAACUCCUCACACGCUUUCACAGCGGGCCUGUUUCGAUCCGUAAACAGCUACUUGAUGCGAAUCAACUCCAGUUGCUCUCUAUAACACUAAAUCGCACGCCCUCUUCUUUCAACCCACCACCGUCCGGCACACCGAUCCCGCCUGGCUACCACCUCGUCUAUUUCACGCCUUCAAUUAUUGAGUCCGAGUUGGGCCUUGAUGGUACAGACCGCACUGUGAACCCGCUAAGUCCUUAUACAAGGCGAAUGUGGGCAGGCGGCGAGUUGACAUGGGCACAAGACCGGAACGCGCUACUGAGAGUCGGCCAAGAAAUCAAAGAGACAACGAGACUACUACGUGCUGAGCCAAAAACAUUAAAGAAUGGCGGUGAAAUGUUGCUCGUGGGGGUUGAGAAGACAUUCUCGAAUGAUCAUGGUAUCGCGCUAACUGAUCGCCGCAACUGGGUUUUUCAGCGUGAGCUUACACCAGAGAAUCCACUGAAGGCACCGCCAAAGCCAGAAGAGAAAGAUCUACCGACUGCGCGACAUCAAAGAGAUUUCUGUCAAACACCUACCUCAUUGUUUCGCUUCUCGGCCCUGACUUUUAAUGCGCACAAGAUACAUUACUUACCUGAGUGGUGUAGAGAGGUUGAGGGUCAUAGAGAUGCUGUUGUACACGGACCGCUUAACCUCAUCAACAUGCUGGAUUUGUGGAGAGAUGUGGCCAAGGAAGGGGAUACGGAAGCAGUACCCAAGUCGAUAGCGUAUCGCGCAAUGAGCCCACUAUACGUUGGUGAGCAGUAUCGCAUACUCUUGGACCACAAGUCAGGAUCAGAUGGAUGGGAAGCAGAAGUGUGGGACAGCUUUGGCAAGCAGAGUAUGAAGAGCUCCAUCUUGGAAUAA